AUGUCCGCCUCCCAAGACUACAAGAGUGGCCUGCUCCCUCUUCUCAUCUCCAACAAUGUCCUCUCCUUCGGUACCUUUGUCCUGAAGUCCGGUCGCGAAUCUCCCUACUUUUUUACCUCUUCUCUCCUUCAUACCGCUCCCUUGCUGCGCGCCACCUCCGCUGCUUACGCCAGUGUGCUCUCCGCCGAGCCCUUCGUCACCACUGACGCCAAUGGCACCGCCAAGCCCAACUUUGACAUUAUCUUCGGCCCCGCCUACAAGGGUAUUCCUAUCUGUGCCGCUGUCACCAACGAGCUGGCCGUUCGCGAUGCUCUCGAGGCUUCACCCAAGGGUACAUGGGACAAUGUGAGCUACUCCUUCAACCGCAAGGAGGCUAAGGCUCACGGUGAGGGAGGCAACAUUGUUGGCGCUCCUCUGAAGGGCAAGCGCGUUGUCAUUGUUGACGAUGUUAUUACUGCUGGAACUGCCCUGCGUGAGGCUGUCAGCAUCAUUGAGAAGGAGGGUGGUAUCGUUGCUGGUGUUGUUGUCUUGCUGGACCGUGAGGAGCGCGUCAGCGACACCGAGCCCAAGAGCGCCAUUGGUGUUGCUCAGCGUGAUCUGGGUGGUAACAUCCCCAUCCGUGCUGUCAUCGGUUUACACGACCUGAUUGAGCAACUCGGUGACAAGAUCGGAGCUGCUGAGAUUCAGCGCUUGAAGGAUUACCGUUCUCGCUACGGUGCUGAGUAA
Messenger RNA from Penicillium malachiteum, 726 nucleotides. Its product is annotated as orotate phosphoribosyltransferase. Bases 1 to 726 code for a protein of 241 amino acids. Gene Ontology annotation, cellular component: cytoplasm. NCBI's taxonomy places the organism in Eukaryota, Fungi, Ascomycota, Eurotiomycetes, Eurotiales, Aspergillaceae. The transcript has a single exon. Gene Ontology annotation, molecular function: orotate phosphoribosyltransferase activity. Gene Ontology annotation, biological process: pyrimidine nucleotide biosynthetic process; pyrimidine ribonucleoside biosynthetic process; 'de novo' pyrimidine nucleobase biosynthetic process. The record is from RefSeq and is a predicted model, not a curated record.